GGUAUUAGUGUGGCAUUAAAAAACGAAGAAGUUGCCCCCCGAAUCUGCGGUUCACCCACUGAAAAUACGAAGAAAAUGGGAGGAAAGAUGAAACGACAAUUCUACAGUAUCAGAGCGUGUAAUUUUGGAUUGAUAAACCCUCGAGGGAGUGAAAAGGACAGCAAAGGGGAGUUCCAAGGUCAACUGACAAUGCCUCUGGAUUUAAACCAGCGUUAUCGUUUGUGCUGAGUGACGGAGAGAGAGAGAAAAAUUGUAGAAAGUGACGGUGGGAUUGAUAAUAAUCUCGGAAGACAGUUAAUCAUGUCACAGAGACUGAUGAUACCGAACGAGGAUUCGUACCUGAAGUCAGGACGACCGUCGAAUCUCUUCAAAACGAGUUUCUCGUGUCCCCAGUUGGAGCGAUUGUAUCGCUCCUCGUCUUUGCAGCAGAAGCGCGGGGGUCUUCACUGUUUUAUAGUGUACGCAAUUCUGUAUGAUAUUUACAUGCUGCUGUCACCGGAGCCGGAGCUGCAGGCGCGGGGAGUUGUUGCGGUGUUUCUUGGGUUGAAUCUUGGACUAUUGGCCCUUGCGGAGAGGGGCACGAGGGGCAGGGAUACACUCUGGUCCACUCUGCCACACAUGGCGUGGCACCUGACACUCGCGCAAUUGCUGGCACAACUUUUUUUGAAGGCCGAUGUGACACCCAGGGAUAGUCUGGGGUGGCUUUUACUCAUGGUUUAUCUACUGUUUGCUACGCUACCGCUGAGGCUACUGCUUUGCGCGUUACUUGCCCUUGGGACUGUCACUACUUAUGUCGUGGCGGUGGUCGGACUUGGGAAGAAUCCGUUUCAGCCGCCGAUCGAAGUCCUGGCGAUAACAGGAUCCCUAUCGCUGGCAGCAGCAGUCCUGGGUGCUUCGAGUUACUCCCUAGCGGAGUACCAGCAGCGUCGCGCCUUCCUGGAGACCCGUCAAUGUCUCCAAGCGCAGCUAGUAAUCGAGGAGCAAUCAGCGGAGCAGGAGCGCCUGCUCCUGAGUGUUCUCCCCGAGCACGUGGCAGUGAAAAUGCGCCAGGACCUGGGCGCCUCGAUGGACACCCAAUUCAAAAAGAUCUACAUGUCGAGACACGAGAACGUCUCCAUCCUCUACGCUGAUAUCGUCGGUUUCACCGCCAUCUCAUCAACCUACAGCGCCAGCGAGCUCGUCAAGAUUCUAAACGAGCUUUUUGCACGCUUCGAUCGACUCAGCGAAUGGUACGAGCAAUUGCGGAUAAAAAUCCUGGGUGAUUGCUACUACUGCGUGAGUGGAGCACCCGUCGAGCGUCCGGAUCAUGCGAUUCUCUGUGUCCACAUGGGAUUAUCAAUGGUGGAAGCUAUAAAGUACGUACAGGCCAAGACUCAGAGCCCGGUGGAUAUGAGAGUCGGUAUACACACUGGUGCCGUUCUGGCUGGUGUCCUUGGACAGAGGCAGUGGCAGUUUGACGUUUACAGUAAGGAUGUGGUGUUGGCGAAUAAAAUGGAGAGCAGUGGAAUGGCGGGGCGUGUCCACAUUUCCAACACGACGAUGAGUUUUUUAAACGGAGAAUUCGAAGUGGAGCCGGCGUACGGGGAGAGAAGAGAGGAGGCCCUGGCAAAAGCUGGCCUCAUCACCUACUUCAUCGUGAGGGCACUGAAGCCCUUCCAACCAGCAACGGGAAAGAGCGUGGCGCCCCUGGCCGGCACCGAAUCAUCACAGACGAUGAUGGAUCAUCCCGACGAGGGGAACGCCAAAGAGGACUCUAAGGACUUCCGGGAGAGGCUCAGAAAAGAGCUUGACAGUCGAGUGGGGGGUGCGGAAUUGAGGGGUCAGGCGUCGUGGCUGACACUCAGCUUCAAGGACCCCAAUGUCGAGGAUGCCUUUCACAGCAGUGGAGAAGCAUUCUCACCACUUUCAUUAUUGGGUGGGCCUUUGGUGAUGAUAUGCGCUGCACCAGUUUGGAGGGUUCAGCCCUCGGGUAAAUUCACCUUUGGUGGUAUCGGCAUGGUCACUCUCUUUGGGAUUGUAUUAGCCGGGGCUACGUGUUUAGGGAGUGCUGUGCGUGCUCGAUGGCUCAGGCGGACUCUCGCUCUACUUAUGAUUUUUUCCCUCAGUAUUUUUAUUAUCCUCGACAUGGGUAAUUGUGCUGUAAUAGACGAGGCGGAUCCACCCAGCAACGCCUCCAUAAAAUCAUCCCGCUGUCCAUACCCCUCGUACUACUCGUACGUGGGUGUUUUAGCGCUGAUUGUAAUUUCAAUGCCGGCGUACAUAAGUUACCUGGGUAAAUCCGUGCUCAUGUUCAUGCUGGCGGGUACCCAGUGUUCAGUCAAUAUUCUCAUACUCGGGGCUAGUUUGGACCGCGAAGACAUGGCUUCGUACUCCUCUGACCCAGUGCCUCUGCCCCUCAAGUACUCACUCUCGGCUACGUUACUCACUGUCGCAGUUACACUCGUCAUUGUCGCCAGAUACACGGAGAAAUCGAGGCGAAUUCUGUUUCUGCGUGGACGUGAGGUGGUGGCGCAACGCGAGAGGGCGGCGGAUAUGAAGAGGCGUAACGGCGCCUUGAUUUAUAACAUUCUACCGCCCCACGUCGCUAUGUACUAUCUGUCGAACACUAGACACCAUGAUGACCUGUACAGCCAGAGCUACUCCGAGGUCGGUGUACUCUUCGCCAGUAUGCCCACUUUUGCGGAUUUUUAUAGCGAGGAGAGUAUCAAUAAUCAGGGACUCGAGUGUCUGAGGUUUCUCAAUGAAGUCAUCUCCGAUUUCGAUGCUAUCCUCGAUCAGAGCAAGUUCAAGUGCAUCACGAAGAUCAAGACGAUAGGCUCGACCUACAUGGCGGCCUCGGGAAUUACCGAGGACGCAGAGCUCGAGGAUGGCCCCAGGUGGAGCCAUCUCUCCGCUCUAGUUGAGUUCGCCCUGGAGCUCAAGAAAGCCCUAUCGAGUAUCAAUGAACAGAGCUUCAAUCAUUUCGUCCUAAAGAUGGGGAUCAAUCACGGCCCAGUUACUGCUGGAGUCAUUGGAGCGAGAAAACCUCAUUACGACAUCUGGGGGAAUACUGUUAAUGUCGCCUCUAGGAUGGAGAGUACUGGAAAAGUUGGACAUUUGCAGGUGACCGAUGAGACGAGAAAAAUCCUCGAGCCCUUUGGCUACGGUUUUGAGCAACGUGGCAUGGUGUUCGUGAAGGGAAAAGGUCAACUCCUCACUCAUUAUCUGAUCACAAAAAAUGGCGCCUACUUGAAUCUGGACAGUGACAUUCCCAAGGAACCCACGCAUCAGAUCAUUUAUCAGUAGAGAAAAUUGAGAGUAAAAAAUCUGGAAAUUGAAAAUUAUGUUUCUCCACUGUCCUUGAGGACAUUUACGUCAUGACAACGUAAUGUUACAUUUGAGAAUGUUAAUGCUGGAGAAAUCACGAGAUCGUAAUUUCGUCUCUAACUGAAAUAUCAAUUCAAGAAAAAAAACUUCGAAUUCACGUUCGAUUGUCAUUUUCUUGUUAACGGGCUUUCAAACAAAACUAAUAGAGUAAUUAUUAAUUAGGGAUUAUUUCGUCGUGGAGUAUACCAAAUUUCUUGUGUUCCAACUUCUAUUCAAUUCGUCGAUUAAGGGAAUUACCAGGGGAUUGAGUAGGUUGUAAAGUGAUUCACAAUCGGAGCUAUGAUAGAAUAAAAUGGAAAUUUGUUAUUGUUUUGUGGAUAUCUCGGAAAUUAAUUAGAAAA
Messenger RNA from Diachasma alloeum, 3707 nucleotides. It is a transcript of the gene Ac3, whose product is annotated as adenylate cyclase type 3. Gene Ontology annotation, molecular function: adenylate cyclase activity. The coding region runs from base 301 to 3285 and encodes 994 amino acids. Gene Ontology annotation, biological process: adenylate cyclase-activating G protein-coupled receptor signaling pathway; intracellular signal transduction; cAMP biosynthetic process. The record is from RefSeq and is a predicted model, not a curated record. The transcript has 10 exons. NCBI's taxonomy places the organism in Eukaryota, Metazoa, Arthropoda, Insecta, Hymenoptera, Braconidae.